AUGUACUUUGUUGACCUAGAGCAAAAACAAAAUUCUCAAAUGGCUGUUCUCUACCCAUGGCACAACCAGUUGGAUAAAGAUUUCAGUGGUUUGCAAAAUAAUCAAAACACGAAAUUACAUGAGUAUCACGAGCUGAGAAUGGAAAACAUCAAGAACAUCGAACGAUAUCUCAGCAAAUUGAACUUAGAUCAAUUUGAAAAGGAAGUUGGUACUCAAGCCGCCAAGAUGUAA
Messenger RNA from Adineta ricciae, 231 nucleotides. The record is from the annotation of a GenBank genome assembly. Lineage: Eukaryota; Metazoa; Rotifera; Eurotatoria; Adinetida; Adinetidae.